Messenger RNA from Haemonchus placei, 495 nucleotides. The record is from the annotation of a GenBank genome assembly. Lineage: Eukaryota; Metazoa; Nematoda; Chromadorea; Rhabditida; Trichostrongylidae.
AUGUCGAGUACCGAUCACAAAGAACGAUUGGUGACUGACAAUUUGGAGUCGUUGAAAGAGGGAGAAGUUUUUGUCGACAGUGAAACAGGCAAGAAAUAUCGCGUAAAGAAGACCAUUCUCCCACACUACGCUUCUUCAGGUCCUCAUGGCCUAGGAGAUCCUGAUGAUCGAACGUUACGACGCAUUGAAGCUGAUGUCAUUAUACCUAAUCGAAUGAAUGCACAAAUAGAGAAGGUAGAAUGUAGAGAGCCAUAUUUGGAACUCGUCAAUUGUAUGAGAGAAAAAGGAGCAGUGAAGGGUCUGAAACAAUGCAAACCAGAACUUGAUGUCUUUAAUCGCUGUAAAUACCUUAAGUUCAACGACACCGAAUUCCGGGAACGAAUGACGGAACAAUAUUUGCAAGAGCGAUCAGAAGCUCGUCGAACAGGAAAGACAGCGCGGGAACGUAAACUCGAAGAAUAUCGAGAAUGGAAAAAAGAGCAUGAAAGUAAUUGA